This is a messenger RNA of Nakaseomyces glabratus, 1695 nucleotides long. Its product is annotated as alpha-mannosyltransferase. Gene Ontology annotation, biological process: mannan biosynthetic process. The record is from RefSeq and is a predicted model, not a curated record. Gene Ontology annotation, cellular component: Golgi apparatus. Gene Ontology annotation, molecular function: alpha-1,2-mannosyltransferase activity. NCBI's taxonomy places the organism in Eukaryota, Fungi, Ascomycota, Saccharomycetes, Saccharomycetales, Saccharomycetaceae.
AUGUGGGUGCCUUUUCUAGGAAGAGCGGGUUGGAAGUUGUUGCUCGCAAUAGUUGGAUUAGUAUAUGUGGUAAGCAGGGUACCCAGAGAAAAUUCCAAUUUUCUUAUAAAAGAGAGCAUUGUGGAGACAGCCGAUGUUGAAGGAUUGGAUGCAGCUGUUGAACAGUUUUAUUUGGAUCUGUUCAGGUCAAUUAAUCAGUAUAGACCAAUGAACCCACCGGCUAAGAAACAGAAACUUGUGUUCAAGGAUAAAUGUACACUGGUAGCACCAAUAAGUGUCGAAGAGACAUCUGAUGAUACUCUAAAGCAACUAUCAUACAUGACUUUGGACUAUUGCUUUCAUUUGUCACCAACUCAGACAAAUAAUUUGAAGACCGCGCAUAACGGCUAUUGUAGAAGAGUAGAAACAUUAUUCGGUAGCCUGGAUGAGUACCUGCGGGACUCAUUGAUGCCAAGAUAUAAGGGAAUAGUAACGUUAGGUGGCAACGAAAGAACUUUGUCACUAUUGGCGUCUAUUCCUCGUCUAAGGAAAAUGGGAUCUACCUUGCCUAUAGAAGUUAUAUUUCCACCAUAUGUGUCAAAUGAAGAUAAGUUUUGUGAUGACUUCCUGCCAAGGUACAAUGGUAAAUGUAUUUAUAUGUCAAAGGCGUUACCGGAAUAUGUGUUAAAAGCUCAUAAAUUUGAUGAAAAGAUGAUUAGAAUGUUUACCCCCUUGGUUAGCACUUUUAAGUCAAUAUUAUACAUGGAAUCCAAUGAUUUUGCCAAUACAAAUGUUGAUAAAGCUUUUGACUCUAAGUCAUUUACUGACACAGGUUUAGUACUGUGGCCGGGACGGUCUCGGAGAAGCACUUCUCCUGCAUUUUAUCAAAUUGUUAAUCGCAAAAUCGACUUAAACAAUAGAACUAGAAACCUAGCAGACGACGUUUCAAGACCCACAAGGUACACAUCACAGGCGUUGGAAAACAUACAAUUCAAUCUACUGGCACAUACCCCCAUGCACGACCUAGAUGGUGCGAUCCCUGACGCUGUUACGCACGUAGGUCAUUAUAUGAUAGACAAACAAAAGCACUUCAAGACAUUAAUGUUGGCCAUGUACUAUGCAGUACAUGGUGAGAUGUGGUUUGAUAUGAUGUUUGCGCCCGAAAAAGGAUCUUCUGGAUAUCGUGAAAAUAUAGUUGCCGCAGCGCAUGCACUAGAGUUGUCUUACUACCAGGUUCAUUUAAUACCGCGUUCGAUGAGGGGUGGUAGCAAAGAUACUUUACAAAGUGGUGAAACUUUUAUGCAUUUUGAUCCUGACUUCGAUUAUAGAAAACAUCAAGCGCUUGCAGACAAAGUUAAGAGCAAAUUAAUUGACGUUCAUAGCUUUGACAGGAAAUAUACCGCAAUAAGGACGUUUGAGAAAGAUUUAUUGGCUGGCAAUCAAGACGUCAAGUCCAUAUUCAUAGAAAUGCCGUCACCUCAAUUUGACCCAUUGGCAUUGUUCUUCAAGGCAAAGAGUUUGCAGAAAUUAGAUCGAAAAGACAAGGUAGAUGACCUCAUGGCUUUAGAGAGACAAAACUAUUCCAAUUUAAUGGAAGUUCUUUGUAGAGACACGGACCCUCUAGUAUUACAAAUGAUGGUAAAUCAUCCAUCCAAGUACAAAAUGAAGGAUAUGUGUGUCUACUUGAAGAAGAUUGUAACGUCUCUCAAAGUCUAA